Molecule: messenger RNA, 1650 nt
Organism: Orycteropus afer afer
Lineage: Eukaryota; Metazoa; Chordata; Mammalia; Tubulidentata; Orycteropodidae
Gene: TRIP4
Product: thyroid hormone receptor interactor 4
Exons: 13
Coding region: 1-1650 (549 amino acids)
Biological process (GO): positive regulation of DNA-templated transcription
Cellular component (GO): nucleus
Molecular function (GO): transcription coactivator activity; zinc ion binding
Source: RefSeq, a predicted model, not a curated record
AUGGCGGUGGCUGAUGCGGCGUCCCGGGAGCAGCUGGUUCGCUGGUCCACUCAGCAAUUGCGGAAAACCUUCGGCCUAGAUGUCAGCGAGGAGAUUAUACAGUAUGUUUUGUCAAUAGAGAGUGCUGAAGAGAUUCGAGAAUAUGUUACUGAUCUCCUCCAGGGAAAUGAGGGCAAAAAAGGACAAUUCAUAGAAGAGCUUAUAAUCAAAUGGCAAAAUAAUGAUCAAGAGUUGACUCAUGAUCCUUUACAGCAGUGUUUCAAAAAAGAUGGGUUUCAGAUAAAGGGCUGUAGAUCUCUGUAUUUCUGUUACGCACAGGAGAACAGUAACUCCUUAAAGAAGAAGACGAAGUUUGUCAAUUUAUACACAAAAGAGGGACAGGACAAACUUGCGGUCCUGCUCCCUGGUCGCCACCCUUGUGAUUGCCUGGGCCAGAAGCACAAGCUCAUCAAUAACUGCCUGAUCUGUGGGCGUAUUGUCUGUGAACAAGAGGGCUCUGGCCCCUGCUUAUUCUGUGGCUCUCUGGUAUGUACUCGUGAAGAACAGGAUAUUUUACAGCGUGAUUCAAACAAAAGCCAGAAACUACUAAAGAAGCUCAUGUCAGGGAUGGAGAAUUCUGGAAAGGUGGAUAUCUCCCCCAAGGACCUGCUUCCUCAUCAGGAGUCUCGAAUGAAGACUGGCCUAGAGAAGGCUAUCCAGCAUAAAGACAAACUGUUAGAGUUUGAUAGAACUAGUAUUCGAAGGACCCAAGUCAUUGAUGAUGAGUCAGAUUAUUUUGCCAGUGAUUCUAACCAGUGGUUGUCCAAAAUUGAGCGGGAAACCUUGCAAAAACGAGAGGGGGAGCUGAGAGAACUUCGACAUGCCUCUCGACUCUCUAAGAAGAUCACUAUUGACUUUGCAGGGAGGAAGAUCUUGGAAGAAGAAAAUCCACUAGCAGAAUAUCACAGCAAACUAGAUGAAACAAUACAGGCCAUUGCCAAUGGAACCUUGAACCAGCCACUGACCAUAUUGGAUAGAUCUUCUGCAGAGCCUUUGGGAGUUCUAGUGAAUCCCAAUGUGCACCAGCCCCCUCCACAGUGGGUAAACCAGACAGGUGCAGCCUCACAGAAGUCUUUCCGUUUAGCAAGAUCAGAACUAGAGCUCAGUUCACAUCAGCACAGGAUGCGCAUCCAGGACCAGGAGUUUCAGGAAGGAUUUGAUGGUGGCUGGUGCCUCUCUAUGCAUCAGCCUUGGGCUUCCUUGCUUGUCAGAGGGAUUAAAAGAGUGGAAGGCAGAACCUGGUACACCCCUCACAGAGGACGACUUUGGAUAGCAGCCACAGCCAAAAAACCCUCCCCUCAAGAAGUUUCAGAACUUGAGGCUACAUAUCGUCUUCUUCGUGGGAAAGGUUUGGAAUUUCCCAGUGACUAUCCAUCAGGUUGUCUUCUUGGCUGUGUGGACCUAACUGACUGUUUGUCCCAGAAGCAAUUUAAGGAGCAAUAUCCAGAUCUCAGUCAAGAAUCUGAUUCUCCAUUUGUUUUCAUCUGCACAAAUCCCCAGGAAAUGAUUGUGAAGUUUCCUGUAAAAGGAAAUCCAAAAAUCUGGAAGCUGGAUUCCAAGAUCCAUCAAGGAGCAAAGAAGGGGUUAAUGAAGCAGAAUAAAGCUGUCUGA